Messenger RNA from Topomyia yanbarensis, 5909 nucleotides. RefSeq lists its product as uncharacterized. Lineage: Eukaryota; Metazoa; Arthropoda; Insecta; Diptera; Culicidae. The coding region runs from base 4250 to 5248 and encodes 332 amino acids. The record is from RefSeq and is a predicted model, not a curated record. The transcript has 2 exons.
ACUUCGCGAUUCUCGGAUGUAAAAGAGAUCGUAAAAGUUAAUAAAAAUAAAAUACGCAUUGUCGUUGACAGUCUCAAACAAGCCAAUGCAACUGCUCCUUGCGAGCUUUUUACGCGUGAAUAUAGAGCGUAUAUUCCUUCAAAGCAAAUUGAAAUUGAUGGGGUCAUCACAGAAUCGAGUUUGACUGUUGAUGCCUUAAUUAAGCAUGGGGUUGGUCGUUUCAAAGACACCAUACUUAAAGACUUGAAUGCAAGCAAUUGCAUGCAGUAUCACACGAAGGAGAUAAAAAAGAUUAUCGACUGUCUGACUCGUUUCGAGUGACUUUCGCUGGGUCUGCGCUGCCCAACUAUGUCGUUAUCGAUAAGAUUCGUCUCCCUGUUCUCCUUUUUAUCACUCGUAUAAUGAAUUGCCUUAAUUGUAAACAGCUUGGCCACACAGCCACUUACUGUUACAAUAAGGCACGGUGUGGCAAAUGUGGGGGUUCUCAUCAAGAGAAUACAUGCAAUAAAAAUUCAGAAAAAUGUUUAAUGUGCUGAGAAAAUUCUCAUGAGCUCCUUGCAUGCCCCAUUUAUAAAUUGCGCGAGGAUAAAAUUAAACGAUCCUUGAAGGAGAGGUCUAAACGCUCCUGUGCAGAAAUGUUGAAAAAUGCUACCACUAAACGCAUCUUCCUAGAAAACACUUACACAUCUCUAUUUUCGGAACGACUGACUCUGACGGAGCGCUUGCAUUCAAGUCUUUAAGUAUGGUGUCUUUGAAACGACCAACCCCAUGCAUAAUUAAGUCAUCAACAGUCAAACUCGAUUCUGUGAUGACUCCAUCAAUUUCAAUUUGCUUUGAAGGAAUAUACGUUCUAUAUUCACGCGUAAAAAGCUCGCAAGGAGCAGUUGCAUUGGCUUGUUUGAGACUGUCAUCGACAAUGCGUAUUUUAUUUUUAUUAACUUUUACGAUCUCUUUUACUUCCGAGAAUCGCGAAGUCAAAUUUUUCGAAAUUUGGAUGAUAUUUAGCGCCUUUACUUUACGCCUAAUAAAUACAAACCCGUGGACGACUCUGGGUAAAUUUUAAUUCUAAUCGGGUUUACAUUUUCAGCAAAAGGCUUAGGACGAGGGUUUGUUACUCAUUCUCCCAUAUCGUCAUCCAUUUCACUUAGCAAGAAAAACUAUCGCAAAAGGAAUGAAAAAUAUACCUGUUAUCUGCUAUCUCUGAUGUGAUGGAGACGCCGGUAGACCACACCUCGUGUGUGUCGUUGUAAACUCGGUGCCUGUUGUUUCUUCAGUAGAGAAAUAGGCCUACCUGCAACACUUCCAAACUCUUUUCGGUUAAGCUGCUCGUCGGUAUCACCACCAAAAGCGCGCUCUCUCCGUUUCCACCACCGCGGUAGACAAAUGUAGCUACCUGUGGCUUGCUGCGAAAACCCCACUGUCGAUGCGGCACUCUUGGGUGCCACUUGUUGUCCUUCUUCCUCGUACCGCUUCUGCAGUAUACAAAUAGAUCAAAUGGGUCUAUUUGCGACGCUUCCCCUUUCGUCGAUUAGAAUUGCCCGACGUCACCAAUACAAUUUUUUUUUAUAAAAUUAUGUUGGACGAGGUUCGGAAAGGCGGGGUUUCCUACUGGCACGUAAACGGCGGACGGUAACUUCCGGAAUAGAAUCUGGGACUUCCGUAUCUAGGUAACUGUUAGUUUAUCAUAAACUUAAUUCACAUAACGUCACCACUGGAGGAUGGAGGAAAAUCUUCUGGGGCACAGAUUCAUAUACUUUCACGGAAUUAAAUUAAGCUUUAUUGCACGUUAGGACAUAGUUAUAUUUCACGAUCGAAACUCUACGGUGGUUGGACAAGGACUGCCAGGAAAUAUAUCAUACGAUUAUGUGGACAUCUUGCGUACUACAUCUUGCAUGCUAUUAACUGAUCGAAUGGCCUUUUGGCGGUAUAGGUUUGUCAUCAGUUGAGAGUUGCGCCAAAUGCGAGGUGCGUUUCCAAAACUGUUCUACGCCACAGGUAUUUGGCACAACUACUAUGUGAGCCCGAACAUCACCCCCACCUUGAAAUAUUUACUUUCAAUUAUAAUACAUCAUGAUACACUACUACACUAACACCUACACCUAACUAAAACUAAAUUAAUGCAAACGUCGAGCGACUUAAGCCGUCCGCUCAUCAUCGUGAUCCAUUGGACUCAUCACACUGAUGAUUGGACUCAUCACACUGAUGGAAGCAAGCAAAUUUUAGUGAUAGGCCGCUUUAGGACACCGCGAGCGGUUCGUAGUGUUACUACUCUUGUUAGCCGAUCCGGUCCAAGAUGGAUGGAGAGAAUUCUCGCGAGUGGCCAUUUCACUGGAUGCUGAAAUUCAUCGACGAUUAUCAUGAGGCGUUCCGUUAACCGUUAACUUCGUGCAUUUAUGCAUCUCUUGCAGAUACUCGCCGCGCCAAUGAUGCCAAAAUUGCUGAAAUAUACGCUGCAUGGACUGGUAGUGGUUCAAUCUGCUCAUAUGAACGUCCAUUAUAUUGGCUUCUGGUAUGGAGUGCAUUGUCGAUCCAAUGAGAAAAUGGGCUGGAGUGAGACAAGACAAAUCGUUUGGAUCUUCGGAAAGUGGUACCAAUGGUCGAGAAUUCAUUGCGGCCUCGAUCUCCGCUAGGACUGUGCUCAAGUCCUCGAAUGACAAACGUGAAUUUCUCAACUGGCGGUACAAAUGAUUGGAUUUAAGUGCCAAUUGAUGCCUUCGUUAGCGCAGUGUGACUGGAUUGCCUCCCCUUCCAUGCUUCUGAGCCAGUGGUAUAUUUGUUCGAGCUCGUUUAUGGCACACACAAAAAAAUAAUGAAAUUUAAACGACAUGUAAAUCAAUACGAAUGUAAACAUACAAAGAUUGAAUCAAAACUUUGAUUGAAAAUUACGUUAAAAUCAAUGCACUCAGUUGGAGCAUCAAAGAGCAUACAAUUUAACACUUUCAUUCGUGUAAUAUUACAUGUCAUUCAUUUUACAGCAAUAUGCGUGUAAAAAAUACAGUGAAGUGCAUUGGUUUUCCGUUUAAAGAAACUGUAAUUUUCAAUCCACAUGUAGCAUUAUAAUAAAAUUCGUUGAAGAAAGCACGACAAGUCGUGUGGAUUUUUGGUGGAACUUAAUUUUACAUAUAUAUUCAUGCUCCAAAUAUGUGCAUGAAAAUAAACUUAAAAUUACAAAAUAUUUUUUUCUGUGCACCCUCAAAGUUCUUGCCGUUGUCCGAGAAGAUGGCAGUUGGACGACCUCUUCGGGCAAUGAAACGUCACAGUGCGGCCAUAAAGGCCGGCGUGGACAGGUAAUUUACCAACUCAAUGUGAACGGCCUUUGUACUAAAACAGACAAAUAUGCAAAUGUAUACCUUCGCUGCGUUUGCUCUCUUAUGAAUAGGUUUUAAAUACAUUGGACUGGCAUUAUCCACUCCAGUAGCAGUGAACGGGCAGCUUGGAGUAAUUCGAGCCAGAGGUAGUUGCCCCAUAAAUUGACUCGCUGGAACGGGACUUACUCGGGCACAUUGGUAGCAUCCUCGGGUAAUGCUUCUCAUUAGGCGUCAUCCAUUUAUUGGUCAAUAUUGCUCCCUCAUUGCGGCAAGAGUAAGCCGACCGCCACCGAGCAUAAGUUUCAGGUGAUAGUGUUUAGCGAGGAGGCAGGUAUAGGGAUGGAAACUUGGCAAAAGGGCUGGGUGUUUAUGAAUGUAGGGCUGCUCGGACAAUCUCAAUUUCCCUCCCACUCUAAUCGUUCCUUCCGCGUCCACAAAAGGCUUAAGAAGUCGAAGUGAAGAAUGCUUGGAAACUGUCCUGUCCUUUGUCAAAUCCUUGAUCUAUUGUUUGAACACGUCAUGCUGAGCAAGUCGAACAAGAAUCGAUUGGGCGUUGCUCAACUCCUUGACUGUAAGCGAAAUAGAUAGGGGUUCAUUGGAUGGCUGCGUCCGGGUUUUCGUGAGACUUCUUUGAGCGAACCGGAGACAGUAGGCUGUAACACGAACAAGUCGAUGGUGCGAUGUUUUGUUUUGGCGCUAGCAACUACCAUCUUUCGUCGGUCCUUUCCAUCAUUGAAUUAGUCAGGAAUGCUUGUUGAUGGAAAAUGUUCUUGGAUGUGGGAUAACCAGGCGGGACCAUGCUUCCAAACCGGGCUGUUUAACAGUUCAUAUGUCUCCACACCCCGUGAUCAGGGUUGUUAAUACGAUACAUUUUUCACGAUAAUUUAUCGGCGUUACUCGUUAACGAUAAUGUAUUGUCAUCGGAAACUCCGUUAACGAUAAUGUAUCCAAAGGCGCUAAAUAUCAUUCAAAUUUCUAAAGAUUUGACUUCGCGAUUCUCGGAUGUAAAAGAGAUCGUCAAAGUUAAUAAAGAUAAAAUACGCAUUGUCGUUGGUAGUCUCAAACAAGCCAAUGCAAUUGCUUCUUGCGAGCUUUUUACGCGUGAAUAUAGAGCGUAUAUUCCUUCAAAGGAAAUUGAAAUUGAUGGGGUCAUCACAGAAUCGAGUUUGACUGUUGAUGACUUAGUUAAGCAUGGGGUUGGUCGUUUCAAAGACACCAUACUUAAAGACGUAAAAAUACUUGAAUGCAAGCAAUUGCAUUCAGUAUCACACGAAGGAGAUAAAAAAGUUUAUCGACUGUCUGACUCGUUUCGAGUGACUUUCGCUGGGUCUGCGCUGCCCAACUAUGUGAUUAUCGAUAAGAUUCGUCUCCCUGUUCUCCUUUUUAUCACUCGUGUAAUGAAUUGCCUUAAUUGUAAACAGCUUGGCCACACAGCCACUUACUGUUCCAAUAAGGCACGGUGUGGCAAAUGUGGGGGUUCUCAUCAAGAGGAUACAUGCAAUGAAAAUUUAGAAAAAUGUUUAAUGUGCGGAGAAAACUCGCAUGAGCUCCCUGCAUGCCCCAUUUAUAAAUUGCGUGAGGAUAAAAUUAAACGAUCCUUGAAGGAGAGGUCUAAGCGCUCCUAUGCAGAAAUGUUGAAAAAUGCUACCCCUAAACCCAUCUUCUUAGAAAACACUUACACAUUUCUAUUUUCGGAACAGUCUGACUCUGAGGGAGCGUGCCCGGAAAUUCCAGAAAAAGAAAACAGUCUUCUUUUCCCAAGCUGCCAAGAAAGGGCCUUAAAAUUUCUCCACCAAUUGAUAAACUGCGCCCAAAACCGAAAAAUUCCGAUUCAAAACCGAAAUCAAUUCCGCCCGGUUUUGGGAACGUACAAUCCAAACAGAACACCAUUACUGGAAAUAAUAAAAUUUCGACUUCCUCUGAGCCUCAGCCGGGGGUAGGAUUAUUGAAAUUUUCUGAAAUUGUUGAUUGGAUUUUUAAAGCAUUCAAUAUUUCUGAACCACUAAAGAGUAUACUUGCAGCUUUCCUCCCAACAAUUAGAACAUUUUUAGAGCAGCUGAUUGCUCAAUGGCCCAUCCUUGCAGCAAUUAUAUCUUUCAAUGGUUAAUUCAACUACUAAGGUGAAAGACUCUAUCACUGUUUUACAGUGGAAUUGCAGAAGUAUCAUACCAAAAAUUGAUUCCUUAAAAAAUUUACUGCAUAAUUUAAAAUGCGAUGCUUUUGCUCUAUGUGAAACAUGGCUUACCUCAAACAUUAAUUUCAACUUAAAUGAUUUCAACAUUAUUCGCCUAGACCGAGACACCCCGUAUGGAGGAGUGCUUCUAGGAAUUAAAAAGUGCUUUAUGCAAUCUUAAAUUCCCAUAAGGGAAAAUUGGACUGAACCACUUUGUGCAUUAAGGGCACAAAACCUAACUUAAAUUAAGUUUUAUUUUUUUUUUUGUGUUUCGAAUUCAUCUCGUCAGUAACUAGCACCAUCUGGGUGUCUAGUUAGACGAUGUAUCUAAACUAGUACCCAAAUUAGCACUAGUUAGACACAAAAAAUUCCAAACAGUUCACACGACACAUGUGAACGUUCAAAGCAACUGACUUGUCCCGAGUGAU